This is a messenger RNA of Oncorhynchus masou masou (cherry salmon), 3645 nucleotides long. RefSeq names its product protein DDI1 homolog 2-like. The transcript is spliced from 8 exons. NCBI's taxonomy places the organism in Eukaryota, Metazoa, Chordata, Actinopteri, Salmoniformes, Salmonidae. Gene Ontology annotation, molecular function: protein binding; aspartic-type endopeptidase activity. The record is from RefSeq and is a predicted model, not a curated record. Bases 460 to 1566 code for a protein of 368 amino acids. Gene Ontology annotation, biological process: proteolysis.
UUCAUUACAGUGCUAAUUUUAUUAGGGUUGAUUAAGUUAGUUUCACUAUUACGUAUGGAUUUACUUUUACAUUUUUUUUUCAACCCGUCCAGUUGGUGGCGGAAAUACACCUUUUGGGGUUGUAGUCCGCCGUAAAAACCCUCAAGAAAGAAGAAGACAAGCGUCUCGUCUGCCGGAAAUUCACACGAAGAAGAAGAAUACGUCAAUGAGAAACAUAGGCUAGUUAACAGUAUUUGAUAAGACACAGCAGUCCGUGGUGUAUGUACCUAGCUAGCUACUAUCCGUGAAUACUUCAAUAUGUCAUAUUAAAUUGUCUUUGUUGAGCGUUUGACUGAAACAGAAGUUUGUGCGUUCACAACGAUACUGACAUUAUAGCCACGGAAAAUUUGCUAACACGCUAGCUAGUGUCAACAAACUGCAAGUGACUAGCGGGUUCAAGUGACCCUGCCCAAAAGCGCGAUGCUGGUAACCGUUUUCUGCGCCCCGAAUGACCGCUCGGAAAUCACAUUUUCUCUCGAUGUGUCUCCAGAGCUUGAACUUAGAGAUUUUGUUGCUCUGUGUGAACUAGAAUCAGGAAUCCCUGCUGGGGAAAUUCAGAUCACAUAUGCAGAGCAGCCUCUGAAAGACCUGACCCGUGCUUUAGGGACCUAUGGACUUAAGGAUGGAGAUGUGGUGGUGCUUAGACAGGCAGACCGAAGGCCACCAACAGCACAAUCAGCCUUCCCAGGUCUCCCACGUAUUGACUUCAGUUCCAUCGCAGUCCCCGGCACUUCUUCUGGUUCCAGUCAACGGUUCACCCGUAGACAGCAGCAACAGGCCCCAACCUCACAACAGCAGCGCUCUCCACCCCCUGCUGCACCCCCAUCCCUACCGGGCUCCGCCUCCUCUCCUCAGGGUCUGGAUGACCCCGCCUUACUGCAGCAGAUGCUCUUGGCCAAUCCACACGAGCUGUCCCUGCUCAAGGAGCGCAAUCCACCAUUGGCUGAAGCCUUAUUGAGUGGAGACCUGGAGCGUUUCACCAAAGUACUGUUGGAGCAGCAGCAGGAUCGGGCUCGCAGAGAGCAGGAGAGGAUCCGACUUCUGACUGCGGACCCAUUUGACAUGGAGGCCCAGGCCAAGAUAGAGGAGGACAUCAGGCAGCACAACGUAGAGGAGAACAUGACCAUUGCAAUGGAGGAGGCCCCAGAGAGCUUUGGCCAGGUGGUUAUGCUCUACAUCAACUGUAUAGUCAACGGGUACCAUGUGAAAGCUUUUGUUGACUCAGGGGCUCAGAUGACCAUCAUGAGUCAGGCGUGUGCCAAGCGCUGUAACAUCAUGCGUCUGGUGGACCGACGGUGGGCUGGCAUCGCCAAGGGAGUGGGCACACAGAAGAUCAUUGGCAGAGUCCACUUGGCUCAGGUCCAGAUAGAAGGGGACUUCCUGCCUUGCUCCUUUUCCAUCCUGGAGGACCAACCUAUGGACAUGCUGCUUGGACUGGACAUGCUCAAGAGACAUCAGGUAACCAUGAUUGAGAGAGGAAGAACAAUGAUUCCAAGCACCACCCUCGUUUUGAAGCUUCCAGUCUGAUAUUCAAACUCAAUCAGCAUGACGGAGUGGUCUCCAGCCUUGUCCUCGUCAACACUCAAACCUGUGUUAACGAGAGAAUCACUGACAUGUCAGCUGGUCCUUUUGUGGCAGGGCUGAAAUGCAGUGGAAAUGUUUUGGGGGGAUUCAGUUCAUUUUUUUGGCAAAGUGGAACUUCGCAAUUUAAUUGCAAUUAAUCUGAUCACUCUUCAUAACAUUCUGGAGUAUAUGCAAAUUGCCAUCAUCAUCAGGCAGCAGAGUUUGUGAAAAGUAAUGUCAUUCUCAACUUUUGGCCACGACUGUACAGUGUAUUCAGACCCCUUGCCCUUUUCCACUUUUUUUUGUUUUUUACAUUAGCCUUAUUUUAAAAUGGAUAAAAAUACAUCCUCAAUCUACUCACACAAUACCCCAGAAUGACAAAGCGAAAACAGGUUUAGAGAUGUUUUCUAAUUUAUUUGGAAAGGCACACACCUGUCUAUAUCAGGUCCCACAGUUGACAGUGCAUGUCAGAGCAAACACCAAGCCAUGAAGUCGAAGGAAUUGUUCGUAGAGCUCCGAGACAGGAUGGUGUCGACGCACAGAUCUGGGGAAGGGUACCAAAAAAUGUCUGCAGCAUUUAAGGUCCCCAAGAACAGUGGCCACCAAGACUCUUCCUUGAGCUGGCUGCCCAGCCGAACUGCGCAAUCGGGGGUGAAGGGCCUUGGUCAGGGAGGUGACCAAGAACCUGAUGGUCACUCUGACAGGGCUCUAGAGUUCCUUCCAGAAGGACAACCAUCUCUGCAGCACUCCACAAAUCAGGCCUUUAUGGAUGUGUGGCCAGAUGGAAGCCACUCCUCAGAAAAAAGCACAUGAGAGCCACCGGAAGGACUCUGACCAUGAGAAACCAGAUUCUCUGGUCUGAUGAAACCAAGAUUGAACUCUUGCCUGAAUGCAAGAGGAAACCUGGCACCAUCACUACAGUGAAGCAUGUCGGUGGUGUCACGAACCGGUUAGUAGCCCAUAACAAGAAGGGAGACAAGAGUUCAAGGAAUAACAAAAAAUAUAUUUAUGAACUAAAGUAAACUAUAUACUAUUAACAAUGGUGUGUGUAGUCAGUAAUCAGUGGUUACGUGCAUAGAUGGUGAUAAUGAGAGGUGUUGAGGUACCAAAAUAAACAAGCCACAAAAUGCCACAACCAAAAAUAGUGUCUGCGUGGACAGUGUCUCCUCAGUUAAUAGGGGAAAGGUGUAUUUAUCCCCGGGACACACUCGAGUCCAUUUCGCUGAUGACCCUCCCGGCUCCGCCCACCGACAUCCUAUUAAGGAAAAUGAGAGCAAAGAGAGAAUUCGGCAGACAGUGGGAGGGUCGUCAGUGGCAGCAUCAUGCUGUGAGGAUGUUUUUCAGUGGCAGGGACUGAGACUAGUUAGGAGCAAGGGAAAGAUGAACGGAGCAAAAUACAGAGAUCCUUGAUGAACCUGCUCAGGACCUCGGACUGGGGCAAAGUUUCACCUUCCAACAGGACAACGACCCUAAGCACACAGCCAAGACAAUGCAGGAAUGGCUCCGGGACAAGUCUCAGUGUUCUUGAGUGGCCCAGACUUGAACCCUAUCAAACAUCUCUGGAGAGACCUGGAAAUAUCUGUGCCGCGAUGCUCCUCAUCCAACCUGACAGAGCUUGAGAAGAUCUGCAGAGAAGAAUGGGAGAAACUCCCCAAAUACAAGUGUGCCAAGCUUGUAGUGUCAUACCCAACUAGGCUCGAGGCUGUAAUUGCUGUCAAAGGGGCUUCAACAAAGUACUGAGUAAAGGGUCUGAUUACUUAUGUCAAGGUCAUUUCAGCUUUUUUUCUUUUUUUUUGUAGAUUGAGGGGGGAAAACGAAUCAAUUUUAGAAUAAGGCUGUAACAUAACAAAAUGCGGAAAAAGAAGGGGUCUGAAUACAUCCUGAUAACAUCCUAACUAAUCCGUGUUUAAACUACUGUUCUGUCUAUAUAUUCUGUCUAUCCUGCUACCUCAGUGUUCCAUUGACCUGAAAAAGAACACGUUGCUGAUCGGGACAACGGGCACUGAGACCCGCUUCCUGCCUGAGGCGGAGCUGCCAGAGUGU